CAUUUUGUCAGCUGCUGAACACCCUCAGCUAGGUCUCCUUCAGAGCAUACCCGGGUCCGGCGCCAGUAUUGUUCUCGUCGGCGGUUUUGAGACGGCAAGCUGUUGGAGGGUGGAGAGCGAGCGGAUAUUGCCGGUGAAAAUCGGGAGAGCAUCCCGCCAGGUGUUGCCGCUCGACGUACACCUGCCAGAGCUUGGAGCUGCUGAUUGCGGAAGGCAGCAUUUCCACUCCCACAUAAAAGGCUACAUAAUAAAGUCGCUCUUUCCAACCGCACUUCACAAAUGACGCCAGUAGAAUAUGAAGAACCUUGAGACGAGGCCGGAAAGGCCGCUCCCGUACUCGGAUGGGUUCGCCUCAGCAGACGACUAUGUGGAUCAGCUGUUGCACUUCACAGCCAACUCGGACCUGUUUCGGUUUCUCUGCGGCGGCGUCCACAUUCUCGACUUCUUCACGGCUGAGCCCGGCCUUUUUGUCUCAGCUGUGCCCAAGGAAUGGCAGGACUAUCUCUUACGGACCGAGCCUAUGGCUCUAUUGGAUUUUCUGAUGAGGGAUGACUUGAGCUCCCUUACUUCCCAAACCGGCUCUGGGGCACCUCCUGAGACACUGCUUCAGUAUGUCAAGGACAUCAGAAAGUUCUCGCUUCACCGUUCGUUUCGUCCAAUCAAGCCGAAGCUCCCUGUUCUUCCGAGGCAAGUGGCGCUCGGUAUGAAUACCAAGAAGGUCCAUGAAGUCACAAACUUCGCUGGAUACAUCGAUCGGCUGGCCGAGGAUGUUUCGCAUGCUUCGGGGAAGGAGUUCACUCACUUCGUAGACUUCGGCAGCGGGCAGAACUAUCUCGGGCGGGCGCUUGCGAGUCCGCCCUACAACAAGCACAUUGUUGCCGUGGAGAGCAAAGAGGCCAACAUGGCCGGUGCGAAGGACCUAGACAUCCUGUCAGGCUUGGCCGAGAGGGAAAAACGUGUACGCAACAAGAAGCUCUACCAUCGGAUCCUCGAGGCCGUGGAUCCAUCGUGUCAUAACAAUGAGGAAGCAUUGAAACGUGCGGCAAAGGAACUUGGCAUUGCGGACAAAGACAUUGCCACAAUUGACCUCAGAUCUAGAAAGGAGCUGCAGGCGACGUACACCGUCGAGCAAGGAAAGGGCACCAUCGAAUAUGUUGUUGGCCGCCUGGAGCAUGCCGACCUAACGGGUGUGCUCUCGCAGCUGCGUGGCCAUGAGAACGGGGUGCGGCACGAAGACCUCCGGAUGAUGGCCAUCUCGAUACAUUCGUGCGGGAAUCUCUCACACUACGGCAUCCGCUCCAUGAUCUUGAAUCCCUCUAUUCGCGCUGUCGCCAUUGUCGGCUGCUGCUACAAUCUCCUUACCGAAAGGUUGGGCCCUCCGACGUACAAGCCGCCUUUCAGCCGGCCAAGCCUGCAACCCAUCAACGCACGGGUUGCCAGGGAGUCGGAGAGGCGGGACCCGCAAGGGUUUCCGAUGAGUGAGCGGGUGUCCACGUACGGCGGCGACGGCAUCCGACUGAACAUUACCGCCCGGAUGAUGGCUUGCCAGGCGCCGCAAAACUGGACUGACGAGGAAAGCGACGCCUUCUUUACCCGCCACUUUUACCGCGCCGUCCUGCAGAAGAUCUUUCUGGACAAGGGCGUCAUCUCGAGGGUGUAUCACGGUCAGGAGACUGAUGCAGAGAGCCCCUUCAACUCGAGCACCAAUCCGGUCGUCAUUGGAUCAUUGCGCAAGCAGUGCUAUACGUCCUUCAAGGCGUACGUGCGGGGCGCGAUAGCCAAACUGACCAGCAACUCCGAGCUCAGCCAAUACAGUCAAGUCAUCCAGGAGAAGAUGGGUGACAUCACGGAUGAGGAGAUUGCGCAGUACGAAGCGGCCUUCCGAGACCGGAAGCGGGAGCUCAGCGCUGUAUGGAGCUUGAUGGCUUUCAGCGCCUGCGUUGUCGAAUCCCUCAUCGUUACCGACCGCUGGCUAUUCCUCCGUGAGCAUUCGGAUAUCGUCCGCGACUGCUGGGUUGAGACGGUUUUUGACUACCGUGAGAGCCCCCGAAACCUGGUUGUCGUGGGCAUCAAGAGGUAGGAAAGACAACACAGGGUUCGACACUGUUUGAACUUACAACCGCCCCCUUUGGGUGCAGCUGGAUGGGGGGUUGGCAAAUCUUGCCUGUCUGCUUUGCGGGACAAGCUUGAGUUCUACAGCCCGCGACCG
This is a messenger RNA of Chaetomium strumarium, 2209 nucleotides long. RefSeq names its product methyltransferase domain-containing protein. Bases 296 to 2080 code for a protein of 594 amino acids. The record is from RefSeq and is a predicted model, not a curated record. The transcript has a single exon. Lineage: Eukaryota; Fungi; Ascomycota; Sordariomycetes; Sordariales; Chaetomiaceae.